CCGCUUCAGACUUUCACCACCAGCUUCGCUUUACUCUUAGAAGUCAGACAAAAAGCUAACAUGUCUUCUGCUGAAUUCCCCGAGACUCCUCGCCCUAAGGAUGUUGGAAUCCUCGCGAUGGAGAUGUAUUUCCCUCGCAGAUGCAUUUCUGAGGAACAACUUGAGGAGUUCGAUGGUGUGGCCAAGGGCAAGUACACCAUCGGUCUCGGUCAGGAGUACAUGGCGUGCACAGACGACCGCGAAGAUAUCAACUCCUUUGCAUUGACUGUCGUCGCAAAUCUCCUCGAGAAAUACAACAUCGACCCCCGUUCUAUCGGACGUCUGGAUGUUGGCACCGAGACCAUCAUCGACAAGUCCAAGUCAGUCAAGACGGUCCUCAUGGAUCUCUUCGCCACCUCGGGCAACACAGAUAUCGAGGGCAUCGACUCGAAGAACGCAUGUUAUGGGUCCACCGCCGCGCUCUUCAAUGCCAUCAACUGGGUGCAGGGCGACUCUUGGGACGGCAGAAAUGCAAUCGUCGUGGCGGGAGAUGUUGCGGUCUACGCAGAGGGAGGGGCCAGGCCAGUUGGAGGUGCCGGAGCAUUUGCUGCGUUGAUCGGGCCAAAUGCCCCCAUGGUCUUCGAACCCGUUCAUGGCACGCACAUGAGCAAUACCUACGAUUUCUACAAGCCAAAACUCGACUCGGAAUACCCAGAAGUCGACGGCCCUCUUUCCAUCACCUCCUACAUCAGUGCUCUUGACGCAUCCUACUCCCGGUACCGCGAGAAGACCGCCAAGAGGCUAGGGAAGACGAACGGUGACGCUGGCAAAGAUGUAGAUCCCAAGUCUGCGUUCUCUCUCCAAGACGUGGACUACAACGUUUUCCACUCACCAUACGGCAAGCUCGUCCAGAAGGGCCACGCGCGAUUGCUCUAUAACGACUUCAUUUCUUCGCCUUCAUCACCCUUCUUCGCCAACCUCCCUUCCGCCGAGUCCAUAAAAGCCAUCCCUUACGCAGCCUCCCUCACGGACAAAGUCCUCGAAAAGUCCUUCAUCACCUUCGCCAAAUCCGCAUACCAGUCGAAAGUCAAUCCCUCUCUCCUCUGCGCAAAGCGUUGCGGUAACAUGUACACCGCGUCUCUGUACGGCGGUUUGGCGUCCCUCUUGUCGUCCAUUUCCCCGGAGGAGCUCAAGGGGAAGAGAAUCAGCAUGUUUGCGUAUGGAAGUGGUCUGGCGAGCUCUUUCUUCGUUAUCAGGGUGAAAGGUGAUACGACUGAGAUGAGGGAGAAGCUGGACUUGGUGAAGAGGUUGGCGAGCAUCAAAGUGGUGCCGUGCCAGGAGUACGUUGAGGCGCUCAAGCUCCGUGAGGACAACCACAAUGCUGGUGGUUACACGCCCGCUGGCUCGCUUGACAACAUCUGGCCUGGCGCGUACUACCUCGAGCACAUCGAUGAACGCUACCGUCGCAAGUAUGGCCGCAAGCCUGCGACCUCCGCAUAGAUCAGAGAGAUCUAUCUUUUACCGUUGUCUUCUUCUGGCUUCUUAUUCUACUCGCGGUCACAUUUACAGCCUUCUGUAGAGUAGGCGACCACGCUUUCCGGUCGACGUCUUCGCUAUCGUUCAUUUCUUGCCGCUCCACUUCAUUGUCUAGUACGUACCCUGUGAGCUACUCAUGAUGAUACCAGAGAUCACACCUUCUACUUUUUCCCACCUCCCGAUCUUGUGUGUAUUUUUACUGUUUUUCUGGAUCUCUGUACUGCGGUGAAUGUGUUUGUGUAGUUGCUCGAAUGAUUGUAGGAGGUGGCCAUACCGUCUAAUGUCACCGAAUAUAGAUGAUG
Messenger RNA from Stereum hirsutum FP-91666 SS1, 1817 nucleotides. Its product is annotated as hydroxymethylglutaryl-CoA synthase. Bases 61 to 1479 code for a protein of 472 amino acids. Gene Ontology annotation, molecular function: hydroxymethylglutaryl-CoA synthase activity. Lineage: Eukaryota; Fungi; Basidiomycota; Agaricomycetes; Russulales; Stereaceae. Gene Ontology annotation, biological process: acetyl-CoA metabolic process; ergosterol biosynthetic process. The transcript is spliced from 6 exons. The record is from RefSeq and is a predicted model, not a curated record.